This is a messenger RNA of Acanthisitta chloris (rifleman), 228 nucleotides long. RefSeq names its product TAF11 RNA polymerase II, TATA box binding protein (TBP)-associated factor, 28kDa (gene TAF11). Gene Ontology annotation, molecular function: protein heterodimerization activity; transcription coactivator activity. The annotation marks the transcript as partial. Lineage: Eukaryota; Metazoa; Chordata; Aves; Passeriformes; Acanthisittidae. Gene Ontology annotation, cellular component: transcription factor TFIID complex; nucleus. Gene Ontology annotation, biological process: transcription initiation at RNA polymerase II promoter; RNA polymerase II preinitiation complex assembly. The transcript is spliced from 2 exons. The record is from RefSeq and is a predicted model, not a curated record.
CUCAUCCAGUCCAUCACAGGCACCUCUGUCUCGCAGAACGUCGUCAUCGCUAUGUCAGGCAUCUCCAAGGUGUUUGUGGGGGAGGUGGUGGAGGCAGCACUGGACGUGUGUGAGAAGUGGGGGGAGCUGCCCCCUCUGCAGCCCAAGCACAUGCGCGAGGCCGUGCGCAGGCUCAAGUCACGAGGGCAGAUCCCCAACUCCAAGUACAAGAAGAUCAUCUUCCACUGA